CUUUCCAAUAAAAUUCAAAUUAAGGCGGUGAUUUCACUUCCAAAAUUCCAAAUAAUUCCCGCCGCCGCCGAUUUUCACACUCCGCGCAUCCAAGCACAGUUCAUCCAGAUCUACGCCUGCUAUCACCGAACAGAAUCGCUGUACAUGCCUCGUCAAGAUAAUCUUCCAUGAAGUCAUAUGGACCACAAAAGAGAAAGAGAGUUGAUAUAAACAUAAACCAGGAUGAAUGCAUAGGCGUUAGUGUAAAGAAACCUGCCAAUGUAACUGGUCAGGAGCCUCAGAGCUCUCCAGAGUGUCUAACGAGGCCACAUUUAGAUCAUCCAAUUAAACUGCAGGUUCCAUCUAGAAAAAUUAAGCUGCAGCUCUUCCCAAUAAAUGAACAGGUUCGCUUAGGAUUAGAGAAGGAUGGACACAAUCCAUUUCUAGAGCUCACUCUAAGUGCUCGGAAAAGGAUAUCAUCAGUUGUUAGGCACCUGAAUACUAAGUGGAGCUCUUCAAGUGCAGUGACAGGUCAACUCAUGCUUUUUCCCUACAAUACAAAGUUGGAACAGUUGGAAUCAUGCAGAAGAUGGACACAGAAUGACAGUGCCGUCAGUGUAUGGGAGGUGUAUAUUGAUGUGGGCAGUCCUUCCAUUUUCCGCCUAAGGUAUGGUUGGUUGUGCAAUCAUCAGCCUGAGAUGUUUGUCAGAGUUUGCAAUUCUAGUCUUCCAGAGGCUCAUACAGGUUCUAAGGACAAAAACGGCUCACCCAGAAUUUUGGUGAUCCCAAAUCACCAAAAGGCACAAACAAAUGAAUCUUGUGAUGUCCUUAAAAUACAAGGAAAUGCUGAUAGAACUUUGCGUUCAGAUGUGAAUGAGCUGAAAGCUUCAGAUGCACAUACUGGUUUGGUGGAUGAUAAAGCGACGACUGAGACUGAUCCAGUUUGCCCGAGUGUACCUUGGGAUAACGAUAUGACCAUGUUGAGCAUUGGAGGCCUCCUAUCUGAAAUAUCAUUGCAAAGGAAAAUUAGUGGAUCAUAUCCAAGUUCUACAAGCAGAUCUAACGUGCAGCCAAUUGCACCAACAUCUGACUUGAGCAUCCUUGAUCUGCUCUCUCAAGAUUCUUUCUUGGGUAAGAUGAGAUGUCCAAGCACGCAACAGGAAAAUGUAUCAUCCUUGCAACCUCUUUUUCUUGGAUCCAGUGAUGUAAGCAUUGGAGGAUUAUUUUCUGAAGCAUCUUUACUUGCAAAAUUGAAAAAGUCAGAUUCACAAUCAGCGGAAGCAGGUCUUGCACCACUCCAAUCUCCAUGGGAUGAUAAUUUUACUACCUUAAGCAUUGGGGGCUUGUUAUCUGAGGCAUCGUUGGAGGCCAAUGCAGGUAGUAAGGUGGAAUUAAAAGAGAUCAAAUCAAGCUUUGAGCGUCUUGCACCUUCCCAAAAGCCAAAACCAUCGCAUGAGGCAAACUUAUCCAUUUUAGAUGCUGAAGAGACAUGCCAUGCUUUUCCCAUUCAGAAGUUUCAGUCAAACAGAAAUGUCACAAUUUCAAAUGGAAGAGUUGGUGCAGAUGGAUGCAGAAUUGGUACAAGGUCAAAACAAUCACAAGUUCCAAGGGCUGCUAAGACGAUCAAUGGAAUGCUUUUUCCCAAAGAUUCUUCUUGUCAAGGAUUGGACAAAGAUUGCUUGGCUCGUCCGGUAGAAACCUUUGAUGAGGAUAGUAGACUGUGGCCUUUCAGGGAUCAAUCAGCUGGAGCUGGUUGAGACAACAUUAAUCUGCGUAAAUAUGAUGUUUGAUUCUCCAAGAAAGCAAUCAAGAGGAGAAACUUGCUGUGGUCUUAAAUUGGAAUCAUCGAGGAGCUUCUAAUGCAAUGCCGGUUCUUCUCAAGUAAAUUUACAUUUGUUCAACACUCUUGAGCAAGAUGUGUUUUGGUUGAGACAGAAGAAUGGUUCAAACUCUCUCUCUAUUUAGAAAAUUGUUUACUUAAGGUACACACUGCAUAUGAUUUUCACAAUAAGAUGAGCUUCUUCCGUAUGGGAUUCAAUUUUUUGUUAUUAAACACUAACUCCAUAUUCUCUUCUGUCUUUUUUAAUACAUUUGAAACCAACAAAAUAAUGUACACAUCUUUGAUCUCUA
This is a messenger RNA of Salvia splendens (bonfire salvia), 2109 nucleotides long. RefSeq names its product TSL-kinase interacting-like protein. The record is from RefSeq and is a predicted model, not a curated record. The transcript has 8 exons. Lineage: Eukaryota; Viridiplantae; Streptophyta; Magnoliopsida; Lamiales; Lamiaceae. Gene Ontology annotation, cellular component: nucleus. The coding region runs from base 168 to 1736 and encodes 522 amino acids. Gene Ontology annotation, molecular function: chromatin binding. Gene Ontology annotation, biological process: pattern specification process.